CGACACGAACAGCACGCAGACAGCAGAGGAACGCACGACCACCACGAUCAUCAUUUCUACUCUUAUGAAUUGAACUUUACUCACAAUCAAAUGUGAUGUUCACUUGAACAAACUGUUGGAAGGAAGUCUUGUCAGGAAGGCAUCUCUAUGCUUUUUUUGAUUCAAGGAAGGGUCCAAGAGUGAAUUAAUCUAGUUAGGUUGAGAAAGAAUAGAAGAUUGUUAUGUCCGCAGCUAUCAUCUAGAAACAACAACAAAAUUAAUUAAGUUCUUUCUUCUUUGUCCGCUGGUGCUCAUUUCAUAUUGAACCCGAUGAGGCUUUUGCUGCGCUCGGAGGGUUCGACAGUGCGCUUUUUGGUGAGCACGAGCACGAAGUGGAUGUCUCCUGGUCUACAAUACUCGCGAACGAGGUGGCCGAUACCGUGACAGGCGUGGGGAACGGACUAGUAUCAAUAGGACUUCUUACUGAAGAGGAGCUUUCGUAUAUGAUCGACAUUGGUGAGGGGGUCACCGGAGUAUCGGUGUCGAUGCUACAGAAAUUAUGAGACAAAGUCUCUUUAUGUGGACUGCAUCUGCAUAGAUAAAUACAACAAAGUAGGAGCCCAGUUUUGUUCAUCCUGUGUUCGUGGCACCUCAUUCAUUCAUUUACCUGUUCUGGAGGUAUCUUUUGACGCCUGAGCGACAUAUAACUUAAUUAAUGCUUCUGUAAGCGGCAUUCAUUCGCUCGGAUAGUUCAGUGUUUAAUUGAUUAACAGGGAGGAAGCCGCUAGUCCUGUGGAAAAAAAAAACAUAAUCUCCUCAGUCAAGACGCAUCGACUAGUCAUUCAAUUCUAAUAUGGCCUAGUCGAGAAGGGUCGUACGGCAAUAGCAGUAAGCAGAGCGGGGAGGAGAGUUUCCUGGAUAUGGAUUUAGCGACACGAACAUUAAGGGUAACGGGCUUUAGGUGUUCUCCUUGCCGUUAGUGUUGCCUCUCACUCUUAUAAUUAGGAAGGAAUGAAAGGCAUAACUAACAAGGUAAAAAGCUAAGACCAGAAACAUGAUGCUUCUAAUUGCAAGUCUAGCGCUGUCGAAAGC
Messenger RNA from Amoebophrya sp. A25, 1071 nucleotides. Lineage: Eukaryota; Dinophyceae; Syndiniales; Amoebophryaceae. The record is from the annotation of a GenBank genome assembly.